AUGUAUCCCUCACACGAAUCACAGACCCGGCCACAGUCCCCGUCCACGGCCGGUGCUUCGCCCGAAAACCAAACCGGAGCGACGGCUGGAAUCACCGUUCGAAGUGUUUGCGCGGCGUUGCAUCUUUCUAGGGCUACCUAUGACUUGCUGAUGGAGUAUUACUUUACCAACAUGACGGCCUUUUCGCUCUUUCGGCCAGGCAGCAUCGAAGCCAAGUUUGCCAUGAUGCAGCACCACUCUGACGCAGAAGCCCUUGUGGCCUCCAUCUUCUCUUUCUCGGCGAGGUAUUGUCGGGAUGAAGACAACUGCCCUAGCCCAUCCCACUUUGCCCAAGUCGCAUCGUUGAAGCUAGACGAAUCGCUCGAUCACUACGGCGACAUGCCUCCCCAGCUGUGGCUGUUGCAGGCCAGCGUCUUGAUCUCCUUCUACCAGUUAACGUUGAGCGUCCGGUCAAGGUCGUGGAAGAAGCUCGGGGAUUGCAUUCGAUACGCCUAUGACAUGAAUCUGCACAUCGUCGAUGCAAAUCAUGACCCAGGGUCGACGUCGAAUCUGGCCGCGGUGGAUGUCUCGCGCUGGGCUUUACUCGAGGAACGCCGGAGAGGUUGGUGGGCCGUGUGGGAGAUGGAUGUGUUUGCCUCGACCAUUCGUCGCCUGCCUACGGCAAUAGAUGCCAGCUUGAACCUGACCAUGUUGCCAGCUCCGGACAACUGUUGGUUUAACGACAAGUACCAGGAAAGCUGCUUUCUUGCAGAGGACUCCAGCCUUCGGUGGAAGCACCUGGCGCAAUCGGGAAACCAAAGCGCAAAAGCCUGGUUUAUCGUCGUGAACUCACUGAUGCGGAAUACCCAACGGAUCGUCUACCCAGCCGGCCCAGUGAUGCAGUCGCUCAAUGGCUCCAGUCAACCAAACCAGAACGAGGAGCUCGAUAUCAUGGCGAACACUCUGUACUGCACUAUCACCUCACUUCCCGCCGACCUGGUCUACCAAGGAGAGACUCUCGACUUCCGCGUAACACACACCCUCCCGCGGGAUGCCGACAAGGCCGUUAGCCCGCGCCAACAGCACGCCGAUAAGUACUCCAUCCACUUAAUGACCCAGCUUUGCCGUUUCAUGGUCUACCACCAUAAGAUCUGCGCCCGGGCCCCAUGGUUGGCGCACCGGCAAAAGGGCCAAUCCGAUGGGGACGAGGCGGCAGAGCGCUCAGAUGGCUCAGCCGCCGCGCAGAAGGCCAGCUCCGAGUGGUCCAACUAUAUCAACGCGUCACACGAGAUUGUCACCGUGGUUCGAAACAGCGCCCGGGACCACUACCGCUACGUAAAUCCCUUUCUCACAAACACGCUGUGGUUCGCCGCCGCAGCUCAGGUGGCUUGUAAUGUCUUUGGGCCCGCCUCGUUCAAUAAGCGUCUCGCAAGCUCCAACCUCGACCUGCUCAAACUCACCAUCGAGCGCUUUAUUUCCUUCUGGGGCGGCAUGGAGAGUUUGCGGGGUAAGCUGGCUCGCAUUGAGACGGGGUUGCAGAGUCUCAUGGCCAGACCAAGUCAUGCUGGCCCGGUGAUGGCACAACGGCAGCAGGAGCAAGCAUCGACGCAUAUCAAUCAUGCCACAGCCAGUACUGCAGAAGGCCUGGGAGAAAACAGCGUGACGGGUGACUUGACGGGCAACUUGGCCCACGUGUCUACGAACAGCCGAGAAAUGGGGCUGCCACAUCACAACACGGCCGUGGAUGGGACGGUACCAGCAGUAGUUAUGCCCGGCAGUAUCAACACCGACUCUACCGGGUGGGUCGAUCCUCACAGAUGGCCGGGUCUCGGGCCGGAACUGGACGGCUUUGUGCCACAGUUUACUCCCCCGGCAGGUCAGAACUUUUAUCCUGUGGCUGCUGCGGACACGUUUGACUUUUCGCCGUUUGGGUUGGAGGAGCUUUUAGUGGCCGGGAUAAUGGAAUCGCAAGUAUGA
Chaetomium fimeti is the source of this 1956-nucleotide messenger RNA. RefSeq lists its product as uncharacterized. Gene Ontology annotation, cellular component: nucleus. Bases 1 to 1956 code for a protein of 651 amino acids. Gene Ontology annotation, biological process: DNA-templated transcription. Gene Ontology annotation, molecular function: zinc ion binding; DNA binding. The transcript has 2 exons. NCBI's taxonomy places the organism in Eukaryota, Fungi, Ascomycota, Sordariomycetes, Sordariales, Chaetomiaceae. The record is from RefSeq and is a predicted model, not a curated record.